Metarhizium album ARSEF 1941 is the source of this 1887-nucleotide messenger RNA. RefSeq names its product coronin-6. NCBI's taxonomy places the organism in Eukaryota, Fungi, Ascomycota, Sordariomycetes, Hypocreales, Clavicipitaceae. Gene Ontology annotation, molecular function: actin filament binding. The record is from RefSeq and is a predicted model, not a curated record. Gene Ontology annotation, biological process: actin filament organization. The transcript is spliced from 7 exons. Bases 1 to 1887 code for a protein of 628 amino acids.
AUGGCCGGCCGAUUCGUGAGGGCCUCCAAGUACCGUCAUGUAUUUGGAAAGCCCACGAGAAAGGAGUUUUGCUACGAUAACCUGCACAUCAGUCGCAAUGCGUGGGACACCAACCUCGUCAAGGUGAAUCCGGAGUAUUUGUCCGUCAAUUGGGAUUCUUCCGGCGGCGGUGCCUUUGCCGUGAUUCCCCUGAGCGAGAGGGGCAAGCUGCCUGAUCAGAUUCCUCUGUUCCGGGGACACACGGCUACAGUCCUGGACACGGACUGGAACCCCUUCAACGAUCGCGUCAUCGCUUCCGGUUCCGAGGACGGCAAGGUGUUUGUGUGGGAGGUCCCCCGGGACUUUACGCUGUACACUGACGCCGAAGAAAUCACUGAUGUGUCGCCUGUGUGCAAGCUCGCUGGUCACUCAAGGAAAGUCGGACAGGUGCUCUUCAACCCCGCCGCCGAGAACAUCCUCGCGUCCGCCUCGGGCGACUUUACAAUCAAGAUUUGGGACGUGGAUACCGGCAAGGCGCCUCUUGCCUUGAAGCACAGCGACAUCGUUCAGAGUCUCUCGUGGAACGCCAGCGGUACCAUGCUCGUGACGACCUCCCGCGACAAGAAGAUUCGAGUCUGGGAUGUUCGCCAGGAGAAGCCGGUCCACGAGGCCGCUGGCCACAGCGGCGCCAAGAACAGCCGAGCUGUCUGGAUGGGCGAGCACAACCGUUUUGCUACCACCGGCUUCUCGAGAAUGAGUGAGCGACAGAUAGGUCUGUGGGAACCGGGGAGGCCGGAGCCUAUUGGCGGCUUUACUAUGCUGGAUUCAAUCUCUGGCGUUUGCAUGCCAUUCUGGGGUCAGUCCUUGGCGGGCCUUUGUGUACAUUCGCCGGGCAGCAUGCAAAGGGUGAAGCGCCUGUUUCCACGAGUACGCUUGGGUCACUUUAUUAACGAGGUUUGUAGUGACGGCAACAUUCGCUAUUACGAAUACGAAAACGACAAGUUUGAAUUCCUCAGCGAGUACAAGUCUCCUGAUCCUCAACGAGGCAUUGCUUUCCUGCCCCGACGCGGCAUCAACGUCCAUGAAAACGAGGUGAUGCGAGCUUACAAGACCGUCAGCGACACCUACAUCGAGCCCAUCUCCUUCACCGUUCCCCGCCGCGCCGAAACCUUCCAGGCUGAUAUAUUUCCUCCCGCUGUUGGCACCAAACCCGCCGUCGGCGCCCAAGGGUGGCUUGGAGGCAAGACCGGCAUCCCGGCCAAGAUCGACUUGGAGAGCAUCUACGACGGCAGCGCUCCCAAGGAGGUGCCGUCCGACUAUAAGCCCUCCACACAACCUGCUCCUGCUCCUGCUCCCGCUUCUCCCAAGAAGGAGGAAGCCAGGCAGGAAGACCAGAAACGAGCGCCUGUGGCUCGUGGUCCUCCGCCCAGCACGAACGACCAGAAGGCGUCCAUCUCGAACGUGGCCAACAAGUUCCAGGACAAGCAGGAAGAUGAGGAAGAUGACCAAGACGAGACUUCUAGCUUCGAAGAGAUCUCGCAACCAACGCAGCGAACCGCCGGUCGAAACGACCCCAAGCCUCUGCCGGUUCCCGUCAAGACGGAGCGUCCCCCGACUCCCGAGCCAGCCAAGCUGGCAUCUUCGGCCAAGACUCCCACUCCUACUGCGUCCUCGACUGCCGCCGCAGCACGGUCAUCCACGCCAUCUGCCGGCGUCGAAGCCUCCCUGGAUCAGAUCAAGCAGCUGCUAGAGAACCAGGCCAAGAUUAUCAAUGUCCAGAACGACAAGCUUUCCCUGCUAGUAGGCGAAGUCGAGUCUUUGAAGAAGAAGGUCAACAAUUCUGCGUCCCAGGAUCAGAGUGAGCGCAUCAGACAAUUGGAAUUGGAGCUUGAGGAGGCGCGAUCGUAA